AUGCCUAUUAAUCGGUACUUAAGUGGAUUCAUCAGUGUGGAGCGGCGGCGGCGGCUGCUGAGCUCAGCCCGGGCCCAAAGAGCCGGGAGCUGGUCUAGCUACCCAGAGGACACCCCGGGCUCUGGGAGACAGCGACGCAGCUCGUCCGAGAGCCCGCCAUCCGCGCAGGUCAGACACUCCCCGUGGGGCAGCCGUACUCACUCACGCGACCGCGAAGGCCUCAGGCCUUCGUGGAGUGGUUCGGCUGCCGGAGCUUCUUACCCCUUUAGCCUCCCUGGGUCUCGAGAGCGGCCCCCCGGGCUCCGCAACUACGACUUCUCAUCAUCUUCUUUCUCCUGUGGAGGGUACCGUUACUAUCAACACCACUAUGUGGGCGACCGGCAGUGGGCGGAGGACUGUGAGAAAGAGAAGGAGGAGAGCUAUCGCCAGAGGCGGCUGAAAGAGAGAGAAAGGAUUGGGGAGUUGGGAGCUCCUGAGGUAUGGGGGCUGUCGCCAAAGUUUCCUGAGCCAGAUUCUGAUGAACACACCCCGGUUGAGGAUGAAGAGGUAAAGACCAAGAAGAGCAGCAGUUCAGAUUCCAGCUCCGAAGAAAAAAGGAAAAAGGCCAGUCGUUCAAAAAAUAAGAAGAAAAGAAAGAAAAAAUCCAAAAGAAAACAUAGGACAUAUUCUGAUAAUACUGACAGUGAUUCGGACUCCGACACUAUUUCUAGCUCUGAUGAUGAUAAAAAGAGAGCAAAAAAACUCAAGAAGAAAAAGAAACGCAGAGCUAAAAAGCCCAAGAAAAAGAAGACUAAAAAGACUAAAAAAGAAUCCAGUGACUCAAGCUGUAAGGAUUCAGAAGGGGAGUUGCCAGAAGACAUCUGGAUUGAGCAGUCAAAGAUUGCAGAUAACAUGGAUCUGAUAGGUCCAGAGGCACCUAUUAUACACACCUCUCAAGAUGAGAAACCUUUGAACUAUGGCCAUGCUCUGCUUCCAGGUGAAGGUGCAGCUAUGGCUGAGUAUGUAAAAGCCGGAAAGCGUAUCCCACGAAGAGGUGAAAUUGGGUUGACAAGUGAAGAGAUUGCUUCUUUUGAAUGCUCGGGUUAUGUUAUGAGUGGUAGCAGGCAUCGCAGAAUGGAGGCUGUGCACCUGCGUAAAGAGAAUCAGAUCUAUAGUGCUGAUGAGAAGAGAGCCCUUGCAUCCUUUAACCAAGAAGAGAGACGGAAAAGAGAGAAUAAGAUUCUAGCUAGUUUCCGAGAGAUGGUGUACCGAAAGACAAAAGGGAAAGAUGAUAAAUAAGGACUUUUGUUCCAUAGCAGGACUUUGAACAAUUUUAUAUGACCAAAAUUAAAAGGCUUUAUGGUGCUGCUGUACCAACUGUAAGUUCCUUGAGAAAAAGCUGCUUUUUGAGAUUUUUUUAAACUAUUUUGUUAAUUUUGACUGUAAAAGUAAUAUGUGUACGUGUUUUUAAAAAUAUUCAAACACUACAGGAGGAGAGUCAGUAAAAUGUGAGUCUUCUACUCCCAUCCCUAAUCCUUCCCUCCUAAGAAAUCUCUUUUUGGCAUUUUCUUUAUCUAUCCAUGAGUCCUGUUUAUGCACAAGCAUGUGUAUUGCCGGAUAAAAGUUGGAGCUAUUAACCUAAGGUGGUGGUGGUGUUUUCCCUGUUGCUCUGACUUUUCUCUGUUCCAGGGCUUCAUUUCCUCAUGGAGCCAUUCAUUACUCAGGGAAAACCAGGAGAACUCCAGAAAGAACAAAGGAUUCAAUUGAGUGUGUAUUUCUGGUUUGCAUUUAACAGAAUUAAAAGUUAGUUUUA
Messenger RNA from Cervus elaphus (red deer), 1792 nucleotides. RefSeq names its product NKAP-like protein. The transcript has 2 exons. Lineage: Eukaryota; Metazoa; Chordata; Mammalia; Artiodactyla; Cervidae. Bases 1 to 1278 code for a protein of 425 amino acids. Gene Ontology annotation, molecular function: chromatin binding. Gene Ontology annotation, cellular component: nucleus. The record is from RefSeq and is a predicted model, not a curated record. Gene Ontology annotation, biological process: regulation of gene expression.